Molecule: messenger RNA, 8137 nt
Organism: Conger conger (European conger)
Lineage: Eukaryota; Metazoa; Chordata; Actinopteri; Anguilliformes; Congridae
Gene: dagla
Product: diacylglycerol lipase, alpha
Exons: 20
Coding region: 717-3980 (1087 amino acids)
Biological process (GO): lipid metabolic process
Cellular component (GO): dendrite membrane; postsynaptic membrane
Source: RefSeq, a predicted model, not a curated record
UACAGGAAUAACGACGUGCCUCCUCUGGAAAGAAAAGCUCCGGGAGGAGGGGGGGAACAGCAGCGAAGCAAUCGAGAACUGCUGCAGUUCCAGCAGCCAGGGUCAGAAUCGGGAGUAUUAUUUUAUAACUGUGCUACUCAUAAUGCCACAACUGAAUAAGAGGAAAAACGUUUAUUAUUGUCUAUUAAUUUCGUAGCUAACCAGCGAGUUCCAUUUCUGCGUGCCACUGAGCACGGAGCGAGAUUUUAGGAGCGAAAAGACUGAAACUUGUCAGUCAUGAAAAUUAGAGAUAGGGCGUAAUGUAUUGAAAUUUAAAAAAAUACACUGACUGUAAGAAUACCGAGAAGGACAGAAAAGACUGCUUUUCGGAGGUGGACAUUUGGGACAACCGCGAUCGCGACCCCCUUCAGAAUUAUUUGACCUGAAUAUUGUGCUAGCUUCCCUAGCUAGCCAACUGAUUUGGGAGGUAUUGGAAUACCGUCGCUGAAUUUACAGUGUAGCUGCACGAGUGCUCCAGAUUCAGCCGCUCCAAAGCCCCGGAGUCAACUAGAUCGAACAGGCGGAGGACAGAAGCUCCAUCGAGUUGGCUCCCUAGAAAGCAGAGUCGUAGUUCGGGCCGGCUCGAGAAUGGGAUAGGGGGCGGACAAGUGGACAAUGGGAGAGAGAACGGAACCGGAGCGGGACACAGGAAGGUACCGACGCAAUACAGGGCAGUGAUGCCGGGCAUGGUGGUGUUUCGACGGCGCUGGUCGGUGGGCAGUGAUGACCUGGUGCUCCCCGCCCUCUUCCUCUUCCUCCUGCACUGCACCUGGCUGGUGGUGCUGUCGGUGGUGCUGUUUGGACUGCCGUACGGCUCGGACCAGUCCUGCUCCGUCACGCUGGUGGACCACGGCCGGGGCUACCUGGGCAUCCUGGUCAGCUGCCUGAUCUGCGAGGGCGCCAUCAUGUGGCUGAGCAUGAGGGGCAGCAUCCUGUACACACAGCCCCGCGACGCAGUGCAGUACGUGCUCUACAUCAGACUAGCUAUUUUGCUUGUGGAGCUGGUGUACGCGGUGGUGGGAAUUGCUUGGCUGGUCCGGUUCUACCAACCGUGCUCUGACAUCACUGCCAAGAACCUGACCCUGGGAAUCGUGGCGUGUAACUGGCUGGUGAUCUUCAGCGUCUGUUUCACCCUCAUGUGCACCUUCGACCCCACGGGCCGCACCUUCGUCAAGCUGAAAGCUACACGCCGACGUCAGCGCAACCUCACGACAUACACACUCAGACACAGGCUAGAGGAAGGUCAAGCCAGCAGCUGGAGCAGGAGACUCAAGUUCUUUAUGUGCUGCACCAGAGCUCAGGACUCCCAGUCGGACGCGUACUCGGAGAUAGCCAGUCUGUUUGCGGAGUUCUUCAGGGACCUGGACAUCGUUCCCAGCGACAUCAUCGCCGGCCUGGUGCUCUUGAGGCAGAGGCAAAGGUCCAAGAGGUCCGCCAUUUUGGAUCAGGCCAACAAUGACAUCCUCGCUUUCCUGUCCGGAAUGCCAGUCACGCGCAACACCAAAUACCUGGACCUCAAGAACUCGUCCGAGAUGCUCAUGUAUAAGGAGGUGUGCUACUACAUGCUGUUUGCCCUGGCGGCCUACGGCUGGCCCAUGUACCUCAUGAGGAAGCCUGCCUGUGGGCUGUGUCGCCUGGCCAGCUCCUGCCCGAGCUGCCUCUCCGUGUCAGGCUCCCGCCUCUCCCAGGUGACCGUGGAGGAGGACAACUGCUGUGGCUGCAACGUGCUAGCCAUCCGCAGGAACUUCCUGGAUCACGACCUGAAGCAGGUCCACAUUGUCUACACCUCCUGCCAUGAUGCCGUAUACGAGACGCCGUUCUUUGUGGCAGUGGAUCAUGAGAAGAAGAAAGUUGUCAUCAGCAUCCGAGGAACUCUGUCACCCAAAGACGCACUGACGGAUCUGACAGGAGACUCUGAGCGGUUACCUGUGGAGGGGCAGCACGGUAACUGGCUGGGACACAAGGGCAUGGUCUACUCCGCUGAGUACAUUAAGAAGAAGCUGGAGCAGGAGAUGAUCCUGUCUCAGGCCUUUGGAAGAGACCUGGGAAAGGGCACCAAGCACUACGGCCUGGUGAUCGUGGGGCACUCCCUGGGAGCAGGCACGGCCGCCAUUUUGUCCUUCCUGCUGCGCCCCCAGUAUCCCACGCUGCACUGCUACUCCUACUCUCCGCCUGGCGGGCUGCUCAGUGAGGAUGCGAUGGAGCACUCGAAAGAAUUCGUCACCUCCGUGGUUCUGGGGAAAGACCUCGUCCCCAGAAUUGGUCUCUCUCAGCUGGAAGGGUUCCGGCGCCACCUACUGGAGGUGUUACAGAGGAGCAACAAGCCAAAGUGGAGGAUCAUUAUGGGGGGCACAAAGUGCAUUCCCAAAUCUGAGCUGCCCCUAGACGAGGGCACGGAGGCCCAGGCCGUGGCCCCCCCGAACACACGCCUCUGUCUGCACCCCAGUGACCUCAGUAUCGCCCUCUCCGCCUCCGCCCCACUCUACCCCCCGGGCAAGAUCAUCCACGUGGUGCACGACCACCCUCCAGAGAGAUGCUGCGGUCAGGAGGAGCCCACGUACUCAGCCCUGUGGGGCGACAACAAGGCCUUCGACGAGGUCAUCAUCUCCCCCGCCAUGCUGAACGAGCACCUGCCCCACAUGGUGAUGGAGGGACUCAACAAGGUGCUGGAGAACUACAACAAGGGGAAGACGGCCCUGCUGUCGGCGGCGAAGAUCAUGGUCAGCCCUACGGAGAUGGACCUGAACCCUGAUGUGAUUUUCCUGGCCCCCCCAGCCUCUCAGGAGCCCACGGCCACGGCCCACCAUCGGAGGAACAGCAGCGUCCGCUCCUGCGCUCGCUCCGAGAUCUCGCUGAACGGUUUUGCGGAGUGCCCCCCUCCCCCCGUGCCCGUGGUGCUCCAGGCGGCCCAGGAGCGGCUGGCGGUGGAGCUUCGGGAGCAGCGUGCGCCGCUGGCCGUGAUGGAGAGCCUGUCGGACGCUGAGUCCCUCUACAGCCUGGACUCCCGCCGGUCGUCUGCGGCCCUGAGGGGCUCCCCCAACCUGGGGGCCCUGGGCUUCUCCCUGGGCACGCCCAUCCCGGAGGAGAACCCGUCCCUCAGCUCCCGCACCGAGCUCCUGGCGGCCGACUGCCUGGACCAGGCCACCUCCAGCCAGGACCUGGGCCAGCUGGGGCCCUACUCCACCCCGCCCGACUCUGGCUCCACGCCCAAGUUCUUCCACCGCCUCUCCCCGGCGACGCCCCGCUACGGUGCCUCCACCCCGCUGGCCCAGACUGUGUUAGGCCAGCCGGUGGGCCAGGGGGCGCCGCGUCCCCCCUCCUCCUGUUCCCCCUCCGAGUCCCCCGUGCCCGCCAGCUCCGACGGCUCCCCCGCCCCGCUCCUGCGCCCGAGAGCCGGCGGCGCGAACGAGGAGGAAGAGGAGGAGGAGGGCAGAGUGGAGGCGGAGGGCCCGCGGGAGAGUGAAGAGGAGAAAGGAGAGGCGAGGCCGGGGGCGGAGACGGAGACGGGGCCCGACUCCCCCGCCCGGCCCGACCCCCUGCCCAACGGCGCCCCCAGCCAGGUGGUGCUGGAGUUCGCCCAGUUCCUGGACUCCCUCUUUAAGCUGGACGGCAGCUCGCCCCCGCUGGAGCUCUCGGACGGGGAGUCGGAGUCCGGGCGCGGCUCGUACGGCCAGGGGGAGGAGGGGCAGCCGGCCGACGACCGCGUCCUUCUGGCCCGCGCCACUCUGGAGCCCAACCUGGUGCCCAAGCCCCCGCGCACGUUCGCGGGCUCCGCCGACCCCUCCUCCGGAAUCUCCCUCUCGCCCUCCUUCCCCCUCUCGUCCUCCGGCGAGCUCAACGACCUUUCACCCGCCGACGGGGCGCCCCCGGCCCUGCAUCCGCUCCGAACUACUGCCCCGUCCCCCUACCCUGCGGAAAACACACUGUCCACCAUGGUCUAACUUCUCUCUCUCCCUCCCCCCCCCCCCUUUUGUCCAUUCCAUCCCUUUUCCCUUUGACAACGAAUUCCCAUGACAGAACUGGCCUAUCCCUGCCCUUCCCUUCACUUCCUCUGUCUGUCAGAGCACUCAGUGGUACUUCUCUGAAAUGUAUCAUUGUACAGUACAAGCAAUGCAAGCAGAGACUCUGGUGUAUAUCAGUUAUUUCUUUAAUACCUGACUUCAUACUACAGACAUCUGAUACGACAGGGGUACAGUGUGUGGAUACAAUUUUAUUGCUUCCAAGCCGUCCACUGGAAGCCAGUUGUUGUGCCUGGUAUUAAUGAUUUGUUUAUUUAUUACAAUUUACUUAAUUUUUUUAUGCAGAAAAUGUAUCUGACGUUAUUGACUGCCGUGAAACUUUUUAGCCUUACCAGGUGUGGUACGGCAGUGCACAUUUUUGGAGCAGUCAGUCCAUCGCCAAGGCCAAUAUGGCCGACGUUUUCUCUCAAGCGUGUUGCUGUAAGUGGAACAAUCCAGAGACCUUAGGUCAGACGUCGUCGAUGAGGACAGUCGUGCCAUAUGGGCUCCUUGCAGAACGCAACUUGCCAAAGCCUUUUUUCGCGUGGUUGCUCGUCCUCAAAUGGCAGGGCUUGAAAAUCGGCGUGUAUAGUGCGUGUCGGUGAGAGCACAGCAAGGUUUGACUGUACAAUGCAUGCCACCAUUUUACACAUUGGUGUGACCCUUUAAAAGCCCAUUCCUUCAGUGAAAAGACUAAACUCUAUGGACGUACCUCCAUCGUCGUGAACCUGUGGACCUAGCUCGAAGUGCUAUCCUUACGAGACACUCUUACGAUGUUCUUAAAAUGGCUCUCCUGAUGACGCGUCUUCUUUUUGCUUGCAUGACAGCACCUAAAAAGGCUUUGUUAUAGCCACUGUUGGUGCUAGCAAUUUUUCGGUUUGUGUUUUAAAUGAUUUUAAUAUUUUUAAGAGUCCCGGGCAUGUCACUUGGCGGACUGCGUGUUGUGCCAUCUUUUAAUGUCCUCUCUUUUCCCAGGGCCAGAGGGUGCCUCUGCCCCCCGCCCCACCUACCGUCCGCCCUAGCUGCAGCAUAGAGUGACCCACCGCUACGGCCAGUUCACUGAAAAGUCAUUGAAAUGUCUGUCUUUCUAGUUGAUCUUCUUCCGUGUGCUCCUGAGUAGAGGUCUGCAUCAACCUAGAAAUGAGAGCACCUCAGCCCAAGUCUUUGUGGCCCCGCCCGAACCAGCUUGCCAAGUCCUAGCCAGAAUUUAAAGCCCGAACUUGACAGAGCUAGAUCACAAUAGAAAACAGUACUGUAAUUACAACCGUAUAAUUACUGUACUGUAAAUUCCCACAGGACAGCUGUUGGUGAAGGUUCUUGCGCUUCCGGCAGAUGUUAACAAUGAUUGACAACAAUGGCACAAAGCAAGGCUUCUACUUUUUGUAGUGUGUCGUUAUGAAUUCUGAUUCUGAUUCUGAUGCUGAGCUAGCAAAUUAAAACAGCUGUAUUUAACCUUUAACAAUUAUUUUUAAAUGCAUUUUUUCUUCUGUUGAACAUGAUGAAGUUUGUCGCUGUUUUGUCGAAAACAGCAAAGGAAUGUCCUCUUUCUUUUAGUAUGUAUUUGCAAGUAUUAGUAUAUUUGUAACAACAGGAAUAAUUGAGGGUUUAAAGCUCAUGUUGAUCAGAACAGGCUCGCCAGCUAGCUUCAGUGUCAUCUUUCCUUCUGUUAAACAUUACAUGAUAAGUGCUUUUAAAUAGGGCUGUUUUGCUGGUUGAGUUCAACAGUACACUACAAAAACUGGAAACUUUGUGCCAUUGUUGUCAAUCGUUUUGUUUUUUUUCAAUUGUUGUGAACAGCUGGCGGAAGCGUUAUGACACUACUGUUGGCUUCUGGGUUGGCAGUUGGCCUGUACCCAAUCGGACCUGACAUCACAGAGCUAAAAAUCGUCCUGAUACCCAGUUCAAUCAAAGCAUACCUUCGGGCCCGCAAUUGUACCAUUGACUUUACAUUGAAAACGGGUCUGCAUGACCCAAACGCUAGUGAUCACCGUCUCUCGGCUUUACAAAAGAAGCCACGUUUUGGCUGCUUGGUUUGGGUCGGGAUGCAGACCUUUACUCAUGAUUAAUGAGAAAAGGACGCUCCCGCAAUGGAGGUGACGUGGAUACAGCUGCCCUGGCCAACUUCAGGAAUGAUAAGGAAUCAAUUCUCCCAUGCACAGAGGUGGCAUGGAGACCCCCGCUCCUACCCUACCCCACCCUACCCCUCACAACCUAGCCUGGCUGACACUGAGGGGAUACCAGGGGGUACGGCUCUCACUGAAUGUUUGAAUGCCACGAGAUAAACGUAGUACAAACCCCAAAGGAUGGGGCAAAUACGGUCUUAAAGUCUUUGCCCCUUCAGGCAAGCAAAAAAAGAAGUGAUUCCAUGUUUUAGUGUGGAGGUAGAAAGGAGAAGGGGGGAAGAGACAGGGAAGAGACUGUGAAUUGAUAGAGACAGAGGGUGAUGGCAUAAUUCCUCAGGUUUAAAAGGAGGCAAUGGAGUGAUGUGCAAAGAUAACAGAAACUAAAGAAUUUGCCAAGGGAAUGAUGUGCUUUGUCCUUAUGUAAAAAAAUUUAAGAUUUAAAACGUUACGUGAUUAAACCAUUUAUUAAAAAGUGAUAGGAUAUAAACAACAACAACAAAAGAUAAUUGUUUGAUGGUUACUUGAAAGUUUGGCCUGUUUGUGUUUUGGUCAGUAUUAUGCUUUAGUGUGUGAUAGGCUAGGUAGACCAUUUUAUUGUGACAGAAUCGUCCUUGCCUUUGAGAAAAACCUCAUAAAACAUCCAGCCCGCGAAUACACAAACACAGGCGCCAAGACCCGUUGGCGACACGUAUUGUGUUUGUGGCAUUUUCAUAUUUUCCGUGUCCGUGGGUGUCAACAGUGAAGUUGGACACACGGACGAAAUCGACCCACACAAUUGCCACACAGCAGCCGGGUCCACACCGCGGUUCGGUCGCCGCGAGCGAGAGCCGUCCUUAACGUGGCACGGUGACAGGGUUGCCGUUGCUCUUGGGUAUGACUCCUUGCUGAGGUAACUCCCAUCCCGUCGCCUCCGCACGUAUCCCACUGCUGCCACCAGAUGGCCCUUCACGCUCUCGGGUGCCAAGUUACCUGCAAAAAAAACAAAAACAAAACCCCCCCCGGUCUCCGAUAGGAGAGAUUUAAUUAUGUUCAGAUGGAGUUGUUUUCCGGAAUGUUUUCGUCGCCGGCGUGUUUUUGGACUUUUUCACCGCACCUUUUCUCGAGCGAUCUUCAUAUCUUUGGGUUUUUUAUUUUUUUUAAUGCUUCAUAAUUUGUCGCUUUAUUUAUUACUACGAUAAUGAUCAUUACUAGUCAUUGUAUAAUUAUUACCAUUGGAUUUGCCUUGUUUAUGUGAGUGGAGUACCUUGAGGUAAGGGGUUUUCCUCAGGAAGUCCCUCAAUGGUCUGUCUUGUUCGCCCACCGAAGGGAAUAUCGCUGAUGGUCCAAGUGGGUAAAAAUGCGGUAUACCAUGGUGACCUGUGACGAAACAUCCUUAAAAUUACACUAAACUACAGGGGACAUCAUUCGGCACAAUCUCUUAUCUGACCAAACUAUUUUCACCACGAUCUUUGGUGUUUGAAGGGCACUAUAGACAGUUAUCGGUGUAUCAUAUUGCAAUUACUCUAUUACUUGUCAGUGUCCCCUAGUACCACACUACCAUAGGAGUUACCAUGGUACCCGUUUCACCACAGCCCUGUACAGCACUGUCUACUUUGUGUAAUUAUUUAUAUAUGUAAGUGUCUUGUUUACAAUUAUUGUAAAGAAAUGAAACCCCAUAGGAAGUAAUGUAGUAAGAAAUACUAUAUGCAUUAUAAUACUUUAUUUAAAAAAAAUCUAUAUCAAUAGUGAUAUUAUAAAUAUGUAUGAAGAAAUGACUCUAUAUAGCGAGAGAUUUAUGAGAUCUAUUAAACAGAUUUAGACAGAAAUCUAUGUUGAGAGAGAAAUAUAAAUCAAUUAUGUCUCAAUUACGUCCAUGUUUACCUGGUUUGCACCCCCAUCAUAGAAUGAGAAUGUACCAAUCACCCUCACCCACUGCCCUGCCUGUAACAGAAUAAAGACAAAGCAAUUUCAAACAAAAUGUUUAAAAGAAACAAAAUA